CCUUUAGCAAGCGACCUGGAACGGGAGAAACAGCGGCUGGUAGACCAGAAUGCUGAACUUCAAGGCCAAAUUGACCAUCAACGGCAGGAGAUCAGCUCACUACAACAGGAAAAGCAAGACAUCAUCCUCGAGAUGGAAGUGGCACAAAGGAGGAACAGGUACGAAGUAGAAGACAAACAACGAGCGCACAAGCUUGAGAUGGACGAACUCCGGCAUGAGUUCAAGGGAGAAGUCGACCAGUUGAAGAGGGAGCACCGGGAGGCCUUGGAGGCUAUGGAAAGGCGACACCGGGCUGAGCUGGCCGACGAACAGACCCACAAGUCCCGCGAGCUGCAGGAGUUGCGCAUUAGGCUAGGGGCGGAGCAGCAAGACCUGAACCUGGAGUUGCUGAAGAAGGAGCGGGAAAUCCAGGAUAUGCGCUCCCAAGUAGAGGCUCUCAGAUCGGACCUCGAUCGCGAGCAAACGCUCAAGGGGGCAUUGAAGCAGAAGAUCACCGAGAUGGAAGCAACAAACAUGACGUUGGAGGAACGGAUGCGCGGACUGCAGGACCAGGUCGCCUUCCUCGAAUCUGGCAGCAAGCAGCAAGCGGACUCGUUCGCCAACAUGCAGGCGCGCUUGCAGGAGGCCUUGCGCAUUGCCGAGGAGGCCCGGCAGAAGCUGAUCAAGGAGGAGACGGAACGGCGCGUCCUCUUCAAUAAGUACCAGGAGUUGAAAGGCAACAUCCGGGUCAUGUGCAGAGUCCGGCCAGUCCUCGACCCCUCAGAAGGCGAGACAGCCAAAAUCACAUUUCCGGAUACCAAGACGUCGUCGCAGAUCGAUGUUACGGGGCCAGAGGAAAAGAGCAGUCUGGGGGUUAUUAACCGCAAGGUGCUCCCUUUCGAGUUCGACCGCGUUUUCGAUCCAUCAGUGCACAAUGAGGAGGUGUUUGGCGAGAUUUCGCAGCUCGUCCAGAGCGCCCUCGAUGGCUACAACGUCUGUAUCUUCUGCUACGGCCAAACCGGCUCUGGCAAGACAUACACGAUGUCUUCAGGGGACGGUAUGAUCCCGAGGGCCACGCAUAUGAUCUACGAUAACAUCACCAAGCUGCAGGAGAAGUCGUGGACAUACACGAUGGAGGGAAGCUUCGUGGAGGUGUACAAUGAAGAGCUGCACGACCUGCUCGCACCCGGCCGAGAGUCCGACCCAAAGAAGAGGCUCGAAAUCCGCCACGACGAAGCCCGCAAGCAGACCACGGUGCUCAACUGCAAGACGGUCGCCCUCGACUCACCCGACAAGGUUGAGGCGAUGCUCAAGCAGGCCCAAAACAACCGCAGCGUGGCCGCCACCAAGGCUAACGAGCGCUCCUCGCGCUCGCACUCGGUCUUUAUCCUCAAGCUGGUCGGCGAGAACAGCGCGACCAACGAACGCUGCGAGGGAACACUCAACCUGGUCGAUCUUGCCGGGUCGGAGCGCCUGAAGCACUCACAGGCCGAAGGCGAGCGCAUGAAGGAGACGCAGAACAUCAACAAGAGCCUGGCGUGCCUGGGCGACGUGAUCGAGGCGCUCGGCCGCGGGUCGGCGCACGUGCCGUACCGCAACUCCAAGCUGACCCAUCUGCUGCAGUACUCGCUGGGCGGCAACUCCAAGACGCUCAUGUUUGUCAUGGUCAGCCCGCUCGAGGCGCAUCUCAAGGAGACGAUUACCAGUUUGAGAUUUGCUACAAAGGUAAGUUAUUCUAAGCGUUGCUGAGUGGAUAAGUGAGUGAGUGGCUAACGAAGGGUUCCGCAGGUGCAUAACACCCAUAUUGGCACGGCCAAAUCGACCAAGAAGU
This is a messenger RNA of Parathielavia appendiculata, 1810 nucleotides long. Its product is annotated as kinesin-domain-containing protein. Gene Ontology annotation, molecular function: ATP binding; microtubule binding; microtubule motor activity. NCBI's taxonomy places the organism in Eukaryota, Fungi, Ascomycota, Sordariomycetes, Sordariales, Chaetomiaceae. The record is from RefSeq and is a predicted model, not a curated record. Bases 133 to 1728 code for a protein of 531 amino acids. Gene Ontology annotation, biological process: microtubule-based movement. Gene Ontology annotation, cellular component: microtubule cytoskeleton. The transcript has a single exon.